Molecule: messenger RNA, 2454 nt
Organism: Cydia strobilella
Lineage: Eukaryota; Metazoa; Arthropoda; Insecta; Lepidoptera; Tortricidae
Product: very long chain fatty acid elongase 7-like
Exons: 7
Coding region: 147-1091 (314 amino acids)
Biological process (GO): fatty acid elongation, monounsaturated fatty acid; sphingolipid biosynthetic process; fatty acid elongation, polyunsaturated fatty acid
Cellular component (GO): endoplasmic reticulum membrane
Molecular function (GO): fatty acid elongase activity
Source: RefSeq, a predicted model, not a curated record
AUUGGAUCCCGUGCGUUGAUCGCUCGCUUCUGGCUGAUUUUUUUAAUUUUUUUAUUUGUUUUGAAUUUUGGAUUUUUCGGCCAGUGACUGUGUUGUGUGUGAAUGAAUUUUUUUGGUGUGUUGUGACUUGUGACAUAUUUUCAAAAAUGAAUGGGGUGGCCAAUCCUCCAUUCAACAUGUCUAUAAUAGACUCGUACAAGCGAUUUAUGGAGCGGAACAGCGACCCUCGAACAGAAGAGUGGACACUAAUGUCAGGCCCCGGACCCCUACUGACCAUCUUGGCCACAUACGUUUACUUUUGCACGUCAGUGGGCCCUCGCUACAUGAGGGACCGGAAACCCUAUGACCUCAAGAACACCAUAGUUGUGUACAAUGUGUCACAAGUGCUGAUGUCUAUAUUCCUGGUUUAUGAGGGUUUAGUAUCCGGAUGGUGGGAUGACUAUAACUUCUCUUGCCAACCAGUGGACUAUUCGGAUUCGCCCAAAGCAAAAAGGAUGGCAGCAACAGUAUGGUGGUACUUCAUGGCAAAAAUCAUCGAACUUCUGGAUACCAUUUUCUUUGUGUUGAGGAAGAAAAAUAGGCAAAUAUCCUUCUUGCACCUGUACCAUCAUUUUAUGAUGCCCAUUUGUGCCUGGAUUGGGGUGAAAUUCUUGCCAGGAGGCCACGGGACGCUCUUAGGCGUCAUCAACUCCUUCAUCCAUAUCAUCAUGUACACCUACUACCUGAUUUCGGGGCUGGGCCCUCAGUAUCAGAAGUACCUGUGGUGGAAAAAGCAUGUUACUACAUUGCAAUUGAUCCAGUUCUGCAUUAUUUUCUACCACAAUUUCUCAGUCAUGUUCGGCGAUUGCAACUACCCGAAGGGUAUCAACUUUUUGCUCUCAUUAAACGCUGGUCUCUUCUUGUACAUGUUCGGAAACUUUUAUUAUCAAAACUACGUUAAAAUAAACAGAAAACCUGUUCAAAAUGGAGACGUCAAAAAAGAAGUUAAAAAUGUAGAUAGCAAUGUAAAUAAUGAUCACGUUAAACUAACAAGUGAAGUAAAUGAAGUAGAUACAAAAACUAAUGUUACCGAAGGAAAAAAGGAUUGCUAGCGAAUACUUAUUAAGUAAGGAUACAGUUUGUGAUGCUAUGUUAAUAUUACUUCGUUUUAUUACUUAGUCUAAUAAAAUUAAGGUAAAAGGAGAACAUGGUGGAGAUUUAAAUUAAUUGUACAGUCAGUAUAUGGAGAUUUGAAUAUCCCAUUUAUCGUAACGAGGUUUUAUUUUAGACAAUUUUAUUUUGUGAUGUUUGAAAUAUAUGCGUAGUUUAAGUCUAAUUAUAUUUUAAGUCUAAUUUUACUUUCAGAUUUGCUCAAUUUAUAUAUGACAUCGAAAUUAUUUAUUUAUGAAUUGUGUUGUCUUAUUUGUUUUAUAAUGAUAAGAAAGUAUAACUAUUUGCAAAAAUUAAAUAACAUAACAAAUAUUACAUUUAAAUCUGAACAAAUACUAUAGCACAAUGCGUAUUUUUGUUAUUGAUAUUGUACGUAUUACUAGUAUUUUUUGUAUGACUAAAAAAAGCCAUUUUAGCGAAGACAAAACUAUUUGUAAUAUUUCAAUCAUGUUGUAUGUUUAAAAAGUCGCAUUUAUAGUUAUAGAGACGGACCCAGAUAACUUUGCACAUAGUUUGUAGUGACAGAGUGUGGAAGUACUCCGAAUAAAUGGGAUUUUGUUCCAUAUUUUUUAAUAGCCUAUUUUGAGAUCCCACUGCUGAGCAAAAGCCUCCCAUUUCUUCCACCACUCAUCACAUUUUGGUACAUGUUCCCACCGGCUGCAAAAUCUCUUAUCGUUUCUUUUCUGGUAUCUGCCCCGGCUAACCUGCGGUGUCAAUUCGGUAGCCAAUUUGGCCCACCGCUAUCGAUCGAUUUUUUCGUCCCAUUAAAAUAUGAAUUUUAGAGUGUCACUUCUACGCUUUGUUAUUUCAUAGCCUAUACAGAGUUAGCUUCUAGAAUCUAGAUGGACGGCUAAUAUUGUGUCACACUUAAUUGAUGCAGGUUAUAGUCAAAACCUACUAUAGUCUGCUUUUUAACUAUAGUAGUAGUUGUAGUACUAAUAAAUAACUAUCGCAACAGCUAACUACUGUUCGUAAAUCUUACUGCAAUCACAUAAAAUACGUAUAUCAAUGGUCAAGUGUGUUGCUUUUUGAUCUCUAUGAAAUGUGUUUGUGGCUUUUUUAUUGGCUAAUUCAUUGACUAUAAGUGCGACUAUAUGAGUAUAGAUGAAAUCAUUUCAAAUACAAAUGGGACUUAGAGAAAUGAUGCCAAAUUGAUUCAAGCGAUGUUUGUAUCUUUAUUCCGUAUCAAUGUAUUCGUUUGGUUACAGUAUUGCUUAAAAAUAUCAGAAAACAAUACGUAAUUUGUUCAAACGUACGGCGAUACCAAUAAAUUAGGAAAUGGUGAAUAAAUAAUUAUCAAUUGUU